Molecule: messenger RNA, 2321 nt
Organism: Chlorocebus sabaeus (green monkey)
Lineage: Eukaryota; Metazoa; Chordata; Mammalia; Primates; Cercopithecidae
Gene: SPAG8
Product: sperm associated antigen 8
Biological process (GO): positive regulation of transcription by RNA polymerase II
Cellular component (GO): cytoplasm; nucleus
Molecular function (GO): microtubule binding
Source: RefSeq, a predicted model, not a curated record
CUGAGGAGGGUCCAACCUGUGGUUAAAGGUUGCCUGCAGAUAUGUAAGUCUUCUUGACAAGUGGUCCACCCUAGGUCAAGCUUCUAGAAAAGUUAACAGUAGGAAUGAGCCUAAAUGAGUAGGAAGAAACUGAAAGCCAGAAGAAACUGAAAGCCCAUCCUGGCCCUUCUUCAUAGGUCAAACCAGGUUCUAAGGGGGCUUAGGAGGAGGGCUGUCAAUAUGAGGAUCUUUUAUUAGAGGAGGAGUAAUCACCCAAACAAAAGCGGCUGCCUUUUCACUAUUCCAUGUCUCACCAUUUUGCUCAAGCUAGUUUGUUUAUUUUCAACCUUAACAUUUGUUAAAGACCCUACUGACUUUUGAGAAUGAACUAAGCAAACUAAAGGAAAGCUACUGUUGCGUCUCUGCAAACACCAAGUAGGCUGUUACCUAAUGCCACAGGGCUGUGCCUGUUUACAACAUAUCCCCAUAAAGCAUCACCUUAGAAAACCGCAAAGACUGUUCUGUUCGGGCGUGGAGAGGGAGGUCUUAAGUCAGCGGAACCCUAAAACCCAGUCUGAGGCGGAUGCCGCCGGAACCGGAAAGCGGUCCUCCCUGACAGCACUAGGCUGAAGACUUCCGCCCCGCAGAGGAUUUGCCUCCACCCCCACCUGCAAGUCCGCCUAGCUCUACUUCUGCGCAGGCUCCAGGAGUUGUUUGCUGUCUCUAUGGCAACCCAGUAGCUGGAGUCUGAAGAUGGAGACCAACGAGUCUACGGAGGGAUCACGGUCGCGAUCUUUAGACAUACAGCCCAGCUCCGAAGGACUGGGGCCCACUUCGGAACCGUUUCCUUCUUCAGAUGACAGUCCUAGGUCGGCCCUGGCAGCUGCAACCGCAGCAGCUGCAGCGGCUGCAUCAGCUGCUGCAGCUACCGCAGCCUUCACCACCACCAAAGCAGCUGCAUUAUCUACAAAGACCCCAGCGCCCUGCUCUGAGUUCAUGGAGCCAUCCUCUGACGCCAGCCUUCUUGGGGAGCCCUGUGCGGGACCCAGCUUUACCCACAAUAUAGCCCAUGGGAGUCUUGGCUUUGAGCCCGGCUAUGUUUCCUGUAUUGCUCAGGACCCUUGCACUACAACCGACCAUAGUUCUAACUCUGACGUUGUUCCAGGCUCUAGCUCUGGGCCUGUUCUUGGCUCCAGCUCAGGUGCUGGCCAUGGCUCUGGCUCUGGCUCUGGUCCUGGUCAUGGCUCUGUCCCUGGCUCUGGCUCUGGCUCUGGUCCUGGCUGUGGCUCUGUCCCUGUCUCUGGCUCUGGUCCUGGUCAUGGCUCUGGCUCUCAUCCUGGUCCUGCCUCUGGGCCUGGUCCAGGCACUGGCCCUGACUCUGAGCUCAGCCCCUCUAUUCCUCCAGGGUUCAGAAACCUGGGGGCAGAUCGAGUCCCUAACUAUACCUCCGGGAGUCAGCACUGCCCCUGGGAGCCCCAGAAACAACCACCUUGGGAAUUUUUGCAAGUUUUAGAACCGGGUACCCGAGGACUAUGGAAACCCCCAGACAUUAAAGGGAAGCCUACGAUUCACUAUGAAACAUUGCCACGGGGCCAGUGCCUCCUCUACAACUGGGAGGAAGAGAGAGCCACCAACCACCUGGAUCAAGUCCCAAGCAUGCAGGAUGGCUCUGAGAGUUUUUUCUUCCGACACGGACACCGGGGACUGCUGACUAUGCAACUAAAGUCACCCAUGCCCCGCAGCACCACCCAGAAAGACUCCUACCAGCCACCAGGAAAUGUCUAUUGGCCACUUCGAGGGAAGCGUGAAGCCAUGCUGGAGAUGCUUCUGCAGCAUCAGAUCUGUAAAGAGGUACAGGCAGAACAGGAACCCACAAGGAAGCUCUUUGAGGUCGAGUCUGUGACACACCAGGACUACCGAAUGGAGCUGGUGCAAUCAGGGACUCCUGCCCCAGCAAAGCCUCACGACUACCGCCAGGAGCAGCCUGAGACCUUCUGGAUACAGAGGGCACCACAGCUACCGGGUGUCAGUAACAUCAGGACAUUGGAUACACCUUUCCGGAAGAACUGCAGCUUCUCAACACCAGUACCCUUGUCUCUGGGGCAACCUUUGCCCUAUGAACCUGAGAAUUACCCCCACCAAUUGGGAGAAAUCUCUUCCCUUCCCUGUCAGAGAGGAAGGCUGGGUGGUGGAGGGGGUGAAUGACUCCUGUCAGGGGUGAGGAGGGAAGUGGGAUAUGGAAUAUGGAAUCUAUUUCUGUCUGCACUAGAGAGGUCAGGAGGAAGUUAAUUCUCACUGUACUUGAAGAGGCUUUACAUAAAGGGUUCUCUCUCAUCCCGAGA